AAGCAGCCGGUAAGGAUGGAUGUGGUUGACAGCCUUCUUGUGAAUGGAAGCGACUUCUCUCCUCCCUGCGAACUGGGGCUUGACAAUGAGACGCUUUUCUGCUUGGAGCAGCCCCAGCCCCCCAAGGAGUGGCAACCUGCUGUGCAGAUCUUCCUGUACUCCUUGAUCUUUCUGCUCAGUGUCCUGGGUAACACGCUGGUCAUCACGGUUCUGAUUCGAAACAAGAGGAUGAGGACUGUCACCAACAUCUUCUUGCUCUCCCUGGCGGUCAGCGACCUCAUGCUCUGCCUCUUCUGCAUGCCUUUCAACCUCAUCCCCAACCUGCUCAAGGAUUUCAUCUUCGGGAGCGCCGUGUGCAAGACUACCACCUACUUCAUGGGCACCUCUGUGAGCGUCUCCACCUUUAACCUGGUCGCCAUAUCCCUGGAGAGGUAUGGUGCCAUCUGCAAACCCCUACAGUCCCGGGUCUGGCAGACAAAGUCUCAUGCCUUGAAGGUGAUCGCUGCUACCUGGUGUUUCUCUUUCACCAUCAUGACUCCAUAUCCCAUUUACAGCAACUUGGUGCCUUUCACCAAAAACAACAAUCAAACUGCCAAUAUGUGCCGCUUUCUCCUGCCCAGCGAUGGCAUGCAACAAAUUUGGCACACGUUCCUGUUACUCAUUCUCUUUCUUAUUCCUGGAAUUGUGAUGAUGGUGGCAUAUGGAUUAAUCUCUCUGGAACUUUACCAAGGCAUAAAAUUUGAUGCUAGACAGAAGAAGUCUGCCAGAGAAAGGAAGCCCAGCCCGGGGUGCCCCCGCAGGUACGAGGAGAGCGACGGCUGCUACCUGCAGAGGCCCAGGCCAGCGCGCAAGGUGGAACUGCGGCCUCUGCCUGGCAGCCCUGGGGCCCGGAGCCCCCGCAUCCGCAGCAGCAGCUCUGCGGCCAACCUGAUGGCCAAGAAGAGGGUGAUCCGAAUGCUCAUUGUCAUAGUGCUCCUCUUCUUCCUCUGCUGGAUGCCCAUCUUCAGUGCCAACGCCUGGCGCGCCUACGACACGGCCUCUGCUGAGCGCCGCCUCUCGGGUACCCCCAUCUCCUUCAUCCUGCUGCUCUCCUACACUUCCUCUUGCGUCAACCCCAUCAUCUACUGCUUCAUGAACAAGCGCUUCCGACUGGGCUUCCUGGCCACCUUCCCAUGCUGCCCCAAGCCUGGGCCCCCAGGGGCACGCGGGGAGGCAGGGGAGGAGGAGGAUGGCAGGACCACUGGGGCCUCCUUGUCUAGGUAUUCCUACAGCCACAUGAGCGCCCCCUGAACUGGCAGGGGGGCCUGGGGCAGGGGCCUGGAGCAAGACAGGGAGGGGUGACACAGGGAGGCACCAGAGAGGAGGGAAAUACCCACAGGAGAAAGGCUGUGGGGUUCCAGGAGAACCCCAUUAGGAUAGGCCAUGGCUUAACCCCCCCCAAAAAGCCUCAAGGCAGCAUCAUUAUUACAGCCUUUUGCACCAGAAGUAUCUAGUGGCAGGGCACCAACAGGAGGCCAGAGGGGCUCUGGGCUGCCAGAGUAACUGCCCAAGCACGUUUGCCAGUGGGAAAUGUGGCCCUGAUCAAUGGUAGAAGUUUCUACAACAACCAAGGUGGGUGGGAUUGGUUUCCCCUCCAUGCUCUGCUGCUUGAAUGAGAAGUGUGGGAGGCUGCUCUCCCCCUAGAGAGUCCAUUUUCUCUCUAGAUCUCUCACUCUCACUUACUCUCUCACUCUUUCAUUCUAUCCCUCACUCACUUUCGUUCUCUCACUCACUCUCACUUUCCCU
Messenger RNA from Suncus etruscus (white-toothed pygmy shrew), 1785 nucleotides. It is a transcript of the gene CCKAR, whose product is annotated as cholecystokinin A receptor. NCBI's taxonomy places the organism in Eukaryota, Metazoa, Chordata, Mammalia, Eulipotyphla, Soricidae. The transcript has 5 exons. Gene Ontology annotation, biological process: neuropeptide signaling pathway. Bases 16 to 1290 code for a protein of 424 amino acids. The record is from RefSeq and is a predicted model, not a curated record. Gene Ontology annotation, molecular function: cholecystokinin receptor activity; neuropeptide receptor activity. Gene Ontology annotation, cellular component: membrane.